Molecule: messenger RNA, 1227 nt
Organism: Dichotomopilus funicola
Lineage: Eukaryota; Fungi; Ascomycota; Sordariomycetes; Sordariales; Chaetomiaceae
Product: hyperthermostable beta-1,4-mannanase
Exons: 3
Coding region: 1-1227 (408 amino acids)
Molecular function (GO): mannan endo-1,4-beta-mannosidase activity
Source: RefSeq, a predicted model, not a curated record
AUGCGCAUCCCCACUUCAAAUCUCCUGGUGGCUCACCUCCUCGCCGCCACGGCUGGCGCUCGCUGCACCGGGCAAGGCCGGGACAAGUUUGUCUCGGUCGAGGGCGAUAAAUUCAAGCUCGCCGGCAAACCUUUUCAUUUUGCAGGGAGCAACGCCUACUAUUUCCCGUUCAACGGGAAUCAGCAAGACAUCGAAAACGGGUUGACGGCUGCCAAGAAUGCAGGUCUUUCCGUGUUCCGGACUUGGGGUUUCAACGACAAAAACAAGACGUACAUCCCCGAUGGCCUUCCUCAGUACGGAGGGGAAGGUGCUGGCCCAUCGGAUGUCGUCUUCCAGUGGUGGCAUCCCAAUGGCACUUCCACCAUUGACCUGAGCGGAUUUGACAAAGUUGUCAAGGCUGCCGAAAAGACUGGCAUCAAGCUUCUCGUCACGCUGACCAACAACUGGGCUGAUUACGGAGGCAUGGACGUGUACACCGUGAACCUCGGCGGCAAAUACCACGACGAUUUCUACAGGGUGCCAAAGAUCAAGGACGCAUUCAAACGAUACGUCAAAGCACUGGUUACCCGGUACAAGGAUUCACCCGCCGUGUUCGCAUGGGAACUUAGCAACGAGCCCCGGUGCGGAGCCGACGCAGUCCGCAACCUCCCGGCCAGCGACAACUGCUCACCCGAGGUGCUGUCCGCCUGGAUUGCCGAGAUCAGCGCAUAUAUCAAGUCUCUAGACAACAACCAUCUCGUUACUUGGGGAGGUGAGGGCGGCUUCAACCGCGACUCGGAUGACUCGUUUUAUAACGGCUCGGAUGGCGGCGACUUUGACCACGAGUUAACCAUUGACACCAUCGACUUUGGCGUUUUCCAUUCCUACCCAGACUGGUGGAGCAAAACGGUGGAAUGGACGGACCAGUGGGUUCGUGACCAUGCCAGCGCCGGGCGAAAAGCUGGUAAGCCCGUUGUCCACGAGGAGUACGGUUGGUUGACGCCGGAAAAAAGGCUGGAGUACACCGGCAAGAUCGACAAUCGGACGCGGGUUGAGGUGCUGAGCAAAUGGCAAAAGACAACGGUGGAGGAAAAGCUUGCCGGGAGCAUGUACUGGCAGUACGGAUACUCGGAGUAUUCGUAUGGCCGGAACAAUGACGAUGGGUUUACCAUUUACAUUGAGGAUGAGGAGGCGCAGACUCUUGUCUAUGGCCAUGCGGAAGAGAUGAAUGGCUUGAACGUCGAGUAA